Molecule: messenger RNA, 1475 nt
Organism: Panonychus citri (citrus red mite)
Lineage: Eukaryota; Metazoa; Arthropoda; Arachnida; Trombidiformes; Tetranychidae
Exons: 2
Coding region: 333-1475 (380 amino acids)
Source: RefSeq, a predicted model, not a curated record
ACCAAAUCAAUUGAUCAGUAAACUAAUUAAAAGAGAAAAUUUUUUUCUAAAUAACUAAUUAGAUCUGAUUGAUGAGAUUUUGAUCAUUGACUAAUUCAUUGGAUUUCUAUCGAAUUUUUGACAAUAAAGUGAAUUGAUAAUCAAUAAUUUUUCAUGUUAUUGAGAAAACAGAUGAAUCGGAUUAAAUUAUCGAUUAAGUGAUUAAGUGACUUAGAAAAAAAAUUAAUCAAAUCAGUCAUCAAACUAUGACCAAUGAUCGUCAUUUUAUUGAGUUAAUUGUUGACAAGAAAAUUGUGUCAUUAAUUGUCACCUUGUAAUCGUGACAAUUAAAAAUGUUUUGUUUAAGAAAAAGUAAAAACCGAGCAACAAUUAAUCCUGAACAAUUAGUGAAAUCCCCAGCAAUUAAGAUUCAAACAUCAAUUAAACACGAGCUGAUCACGAAAUCAACAAUUAACCGAUUGAUUUUCAACUAUUCACCAAUUAAUUAUCUCUAUUGUGUUUUAAUUAUAAUUUCAUUCAUUUACAGAUUAACUAAUUAUUUUCAAAUUACAAUUGAAAUGAUUAAUAAAUCAAAUGGAAUUAGUCAAAUAAUGGAUUUUUCAAUUGAGGAAAUUGUAAUAAUUUAUUUAAUUGCUGAGAGUUUAAACUACCCAUCGAAAUCAUUUGUUAAUCAAUUUGAUUCAAUUUGGACACAAUUAAAAAUUUCAACCGAUCCAAUUGUCGUUGAACAAUUAAAAUCAUCUAAUUUGAAAGUUCAAAUUAAAUCAACAAUCAUCAUUUUAAUUGAUUUAGCCGGUUGGCUAUUCAAAGUAAUUAACAUGUACAUAUUUAGUGAACAAUUAAAUUACCUGAUAUACAUUUUGGAUAAUUCAGUUAGCUUAUUAAUUGUUAUUCUUAAUUACAAUUUAUUCCGAGGUUUUCUCACCUCUGGUUGUCUCAUUGAGAUUGGACAUAAAAGAUUAAAUCAGUUAAUUGUUAUCCAAAUGGAACAAAUUUAUCCGAGUGAUUUAAAUUUCCAACGAUUUAGAAAUGAUCACUAUCAGUUAAUUGUUCUAAGUGAUUUGUGUGAUUUAAGAUUCCGACGAUUUGUAUCAAUGAUUUGCAUCUCUACAAUUCCGAGAGCAACGUUAAUUGUUUACGUUGCUUUCUAUUCAAAUAGUGAUUUAAUUUCAAUGAUUAAAUAUAUUAUUUGGUCAAUCCAAUUGUUAAUUGUGGUCACUUUUUUUGUCCAAUGUUUAUUUGGUUUUGUUAAUUAUCCUAAAUUAGUCGUUGAAGAUAUUUACAAGUCAACUUUGAUUGAACGUAGUGAUUACUUUAAAUCAGAGGUUUUACUUUUGAUGGAUUUAAUUAAUCAACAAUUAGCUGGAAUACGUUUCUUGGGAUUAUAUUUAAUUACUUCCGAUGCAAUCAACACGUUAACUACGUUUGUUUUUACCGUUGCAAUGGCGAUUCCUAAUUUUUACAAUGCUAAAUGA